Trichophyton benhamiae CBS 112371 is the source of this 861-nucleotide messenger RNA. RefSeq names its product 3-oxoacyl-(acyl-carrier-protein) reductase. The coding region runs from base 1 to 861 and encodes 286 amino acids. The transcript has 2 exons. Lineage: Eukaryota; Fungi; Ascomycota; Eurotiomycetes; Onygenales; Arthrodermataceae. The record is from RefSeq and is a predicted model, not a curated record.
AUGUCCAAGGUGUGGCUGAUUACAGGGUGCUCGAGCGGGUUCGGCAGAGAGAUCGCCCUCGCAGCAGCCAGACGGGGAGACACCGUGGUAGCCACAGCUCGCAACGUCUCCAAGAUCGAAGACCUUGAGAAGCUCGGCCUCGGAAUCAUCAAUAAAAGACUCGACGUGCUGGACAGUGACGAGCAGAUAAAAGAGAUUAUCGCGGACGUCGUCAGGACAGUAGGACGCAUUGAUAUCUUGGUCAACAAUGCAGGCUACAUCCUAGAGGGCGCCAUCGAGGAAUGCAGCACAGACGAAGUGCAGAAGUGCUUUGCCACAAACGUCUUCAGCCAGUUGACAGUUAUCAGAGCUGUGGCUCCGUACAUGCGAGCCCAGGGUAGCGGUACCAUCGCUAAUCUAGGCUCGAUUGGCGGCUGGCACGGCUCGGCGUCGAUGGGCGUAUACUGCGCCACCAAGGCUGCAAUCGCCAUGCACACGGAAGCCCUCAAGGGCGAGCUCACACCCUUUGGUAUCGACGUCACCUGUAUCGAGCCGGGAUACUUCCGCACCAACUUCCUUACAAGCGGGAACAGGACCAUUGCUCAGAACAGGAUCCCCGAGCUGUCCUCGACCACGGACCAGGCAAAGGCCCUGCUAGACGCGUACAAUAAGAAACAGCCCGGUGAUCCCGUCAAGGGUGCAGCUCUCAUUGUCCAGGCCUUGACCAAGUCGGGGGUAUGCGAGGGGCGGGAGCUGCCGAUGAGGUUGCCGCUGGGCAAGGAUGCCAUCCGCUUCAUCAACGAGGACUUGAGGAGGAACAAACAGGUUCUGGAUGAGUGGGAGGCGAUCGUCUCCUCUACAAACUGCGAUGAUAUCGAGUAG